GCGGCCGGCCGUCACACCGCACACUCGCCUCUCCACCUCCUGGCUGAGCUGACGCCUCGUUUGUCGUUUUUUCUCCGUUUGCGCAGGCGGUGAAGCUUCUCUCCUGUUUCCAGAACGCUGCGUUCGCCGGCUUCCUGUCUUUUCGCGCGCCCGCGCCGCUCCAAAUGCCUCGCUCGCCGGUGCCGAGGAAACUCCUGGGAGACUUGAGGCCGCAGCAGAGACACACACACACACAGGACGAGCUAGCGGGGCGGCCCUCUCUGCAGCCAGCCGCCUGGACAGAAGCUGAGCGUUUCCGCUGUCUCGACACUUGCAGCUGUUCUCCGCAGUUUUCUCCUCACUCUCCUUUUCGCUCUCGCUCUGCGGCGCCUUGGGGACUCGCAGUUCAGCCUCUUCAAACAGGUCGUCCUUUCACCGAGACGAAGAACUAAGAACGGCUUGUCUAAGAGAACCGUUCCUCUUCUUCUCGGUCGCGCUGAGAGUUCGCGCGGAGAACGUUUUCCUCGCGUUUCUUCGUGGCGUCCUCCCCGCCUCUGGCGAUGCCGCCCAGCUCCCGAGUGUCUGUACACCCCAAUGGAUGCCUCUGCGUACGAGGAGAAGUUGGAUCGCGCCAUUGAGCUGUCUCGCCAGGCGACCGAGCGAGAUAAGGCGGGCGCUUUCGCGGAGGCGUUCGAGCUCUACAAAGCUGCGCUCGACUCCUGGCAUCUCCUCUGCCGAUGUCAGACGAACGCCCUGCUGAAGGCGAAACUCUACAGGAAGAUGGGGGAGUACGUCGCGCGCGCAGAGGUCCUCAAGAACUUUUUAGAGAAGCAGAAACAACAUGCGCUGCACGCCUUCGCAGCUGCUCACCCGGCGCCAGGUUCUCCCUCCUGUGGACUGCCUUUCUCCAGCGCGGUUGCCGGGUGCUGCUCUCCCUCGCCACCCUCUUACGCGGACUGCGCAGCGCGCUGCUCGUCCUCGUCGCGGAGUUCUCCCUUUCCUCAUCUUCUCUCUUCUCUCCCGGCCUCGAGGCGAAGCCGCGACGGAGGCGACGGCUGCGGGUGUACAGGCAGCUGCCGCGCAGACGACUCCGAAGAAGACAAAAUCAGAGAAAAGUUGCUCACGGCAAUCGUAACCGAGAAACCUGAAGUCCGGUGGCAUCAUAUUGCAGGACUGGAGGCGGCGAAAGAGGCCCUGCAGGAGGCUGUCAUUCUGCCCUCUCGCUUCCCCAGUCUCUUCACAGGGGAACGCACUCCCUGGCGAGGAAUUCUCCUUUACGGCCCCCCAGGGACGGGGAAGACUUUUCUCGCGAAAGCAGUCGCCGCGGAGGCCCAGGCGACCUUUCUCUCAGUUUCGUCGGCAGACCUUGUGAGCAAAUGGCAGGGAGAGAGCGAAAAACUUGUGCGGUCGCUCUUUGCGAUGGCUCGCGAGCGAAGACCCUCGAUCAUCUUCAUCGACGAAAUCGACUCGAUGUGUGGAGCGAGAAGCGAAGGAGACAGCGACUCUUCGCGACGCAUCAAGACCGAGUUCCUCGUGCAGAUGCAAGGCCUCCAGAAGGACGCACCCGGAGUCCUCGUCCUUGGAGCCACCAAUGUGCCCUGGGCUCUCGACUCAGCAAUUCGUCGCAGAUUCGAGCGCCGGGUGUACAUUCCCCUCCCCGACCUCCGCGCGCGUCUUCAACUCGUUAGCCUCUCACUCGGCACCACUCCGCAUCAGCUCGGCGAUGCAGAGUUCGACACUCUGGCGCGGCAAACUGAAGGAUUCAGUGGUGCGGACAUCUCGGUGGUUGUGAGAGACGCGCUUUUUCAGCCUCUGCGCAAAUGUCGAGCCGCGACACACUUCAAAAGAGUCUUUCUGGACGGCACCCAUUUCCUCUCGCCUUGUCCCCCUGGAGACAGCGACCCGAGCAAAGUGGAGAUGCGCCUCAUGGAGGUGCCACCGAACCGUCUGCUGCCGCCGGAGUUGUCCAUGGAAGAUUUCAUCGCCGUUCUUCGGAAUGCCCGUCCGUCUGUGAGUGAAGAGGACAUUCGUCGCCACGAGGAGUGGACGCGGCGGUUCGGCGUCGAAGGUCAGUGAGACAGCCGCUGCGAAGAGAGACGAGGAAGAACGCAGAGAAGGAGGUCUGUAUCUUCGAGGCAGCUCUGUCCUUUCUCGUCACACUCCACGCGGACGCAGGGGCGCCUUUUUGUGGCGAGAGCAUGCGUUGAGAACCGAAAGGAAUGCAAAGCGAGCUCGGACAAGAACAGGAAGAAGAGGGGAGAAGAAGAAGAAGACGAAGAAGAAGACGCGGAAGAAGAAAGCACCCGCGGAGGUCUGGUCACUGUGGUGUGAAGGCAGAGGCGGAGAAGUCGCGCUUCCUUAAAGAUAACAACGCAGGCAUGUGCGAAACUUAAGAGACUUUUUCCUCAAACGUUCCACAGCGUUCAAAUAGUCCUUUCUGUAGCUACGUUAGUCUGUUUUCACAUUUUUAUCAGUCAACACUCCUCGGACUACAGAUAUAUAUAUAUAUAUAUAUGUAUGUAUAUAUGUACAAGUAUAUGCUUACAUCUGUAUAUGUCUGUGUAUGUAGGUCUGCAUAUGUGCGGUGCGAGCGUACGUCGUUGAUGCCUCAUGCAAAGAGGCGUGAGUUGCGAAAUUUAGCAGGGAAGUUGGGUG
This is a messenger RNA of Toxoplasma gondii ME49, 2634 nucleotides long. RefSeq names its product vacuolar protein sorting-associated protein vps4, putative. The transcript is spliced from 16 exons. Lineage: Eukaryota; Apicomplexa; Conoidasida; Eucoccidiorida; Sarcocystidae. The record is from RefSeq and is a predicted model, not a curated record. The coding region runs from base 574 to 2055 and encodes 493 amino acids. Gene Ontology annotation, biological process: endosomal transport; vacuole organization. Gene Ontology annotation, molecular function: ATP hydrolysis activity; ATP binding.